AUGGGUAAGAAAGGAACGGUCGAGAAAAAAAAUGUUCGGCUCUGCCCCAAAUGUUCAAACGAAACCUUGGAGCAGCAGGGCACAUUUCAUGGACUUUUAUGUUGUCUCAGCUUGUGGUGGGUAUGUGGUCUGGGUUGCUUGUGCUACAGAUUUUUGAAAGAGGAUUACUGCGAGCCUUGUGAUGCUGUGAGGAUUCUUUCCAAAGGUUUGGAAACUCGCCAGCUGAAAUUAUGCAUUGAUGACAUCUCUCUUUAUGAGCAACCCAAAAUUGAUGACGCUAUUAAGGAAGAACAACCUAACGUAGUUGUGGUCACAAAAUCGAAAUCUGAGUGA
Molecule: messenger RNA, 333 nt
Organism: Auanema sp. JU1783
Lineage: Eukaryota; Metazoa; Nematoda; Chromadorea; Rhabditida; Rhabditidae
Source: the annotation of a GenBank genome assembly